Messenger RNA from Dracunculus medinensis (Guinea worm), 354 nucleotides. The record is from the annotation of a GenBank genome assembly. NCBI's taxonomy places the organism in Eukaryota, Metazoa, Nematoda, Chromadorea, Rhabditida, Dracunculidae.
AUGACUGAUACAAAACAACUCGAUUAUAUUGUGCAUCAGUUAAAGUGGAUGGAAGAAAACUGUGAUGAUGAACAGACUUCAAAAAAUCUACGUCGAGCUGCAACACAAACUCUCGAUCGGUUUUCUAUUGAAGGAAGCCCGUUUUAUAGUGAUGAAAGAAUCUUAUAUGUGUCAAUGAUCAUUGGCAGAUUAAGUCGAAAUAUCGGUUUAAAAGGCGUGAUGAAAUGUUUGUAUGAAAGACGUCAGUUUUGUGAAUUGCCUGAAUUUUACAUAAAUUGGGCUAAGGUAAAUGUAAAUUUUCAGUAUUAUGAAAUUUUUUCUUCGCAUUUUUGUCGAAAUAUUUUCUGUAAAUAG